Aspergillus sclerotioniger CBS 115572 is the source of this 735-nucleotide messenger RNA. RefSeq lists its product as uncharacterized. The record is from RefSeq and is a predicted model, not a curated record. Lineage: Eukaryota; Fungi; Ascomycota; Eurotiomycetes; Eurotiales; Aspergillaceae. Bases 115 to 603 code for a protein of 162 amino acids. The transcript is spliced from 2 exons.
GGCUAUAGAUCGCAUCUAUCACGCCUGUCCACUCCUUAAUUCGACUUCGUGUUUCAAUUUCACUUCUUUAUCUCAUUCCACCCAAACCACCCCAUCUUCAUAUCCAUCUCCACAAUGGCCCGCUUCAGCCUCUCCUUCCUCGUCCUCUGCCUCUUCCUGGCUAUCAUGGCAACCGCCAUGCCCAUCAAGCGCGCCGAUCCCGACGGUGCCACCGAAAUGGACUCUUCUCUCGCUGAAGAAGUCGCAGCCAAGUCCCUCCAAUCCGCCGCCAAAAUGAUGGACGAAAUGGCCGGCCAGGCCGACGAAUCCAGCCAAAAGGAUGACAAUGACACCUCCACCUCCGACAAGACCAACUCCACUCCCUCCCCCAGCACCAGCAACAACUCUACCCCAGAGACCGAAAACAAGCAGCAACCCGAGGCAGACAAUCAGGAACCCACCCCCACCACCCCCACCUCUACUGAGUCCUCGGCUGCUAGCUCUCCCCAGCCGAGCUCGUCCUCGCAUAUCGUCAACAACAACCCUUUCGCUAACUUGCCUAUUGUGGGUGGGUUGUUGAGUGGUGGUGGUGAGGGGUCUCUUGGGUCUGGACUUUUGCCUUAGAUAUAUAGCUUCUUAUUGUAUAGGAUGCUAUAGGGGUAAGGGGAAGAGGUUUAUUGUGCUGGCUCAUUUUGAUCGAAUUGUUAUGGUGUUUACGUGGGAUGACUGAUUUUCUUUCUUUUUCAUAAACCAUUA